Messenger RNA from Spirodela intermedia, 497 nucleotides. The record is from the annotation of a GenBank genome assembly. NCBI's taxonomy places the organism in Eukaryota, Viridiplantae, Streptophyta, Magnoliopsida, Alismatales, Araceae.
AUGGGUAAUGUUGAAACUGUUCUUUCCAGUAGCAUUGCUGCUGUGUCUUUUGCAGCUCUCGUUGUUGCUGGAACUAUGUGGUAUGGUUCAACAACCACCCCAAUCGAAUUAUUUGGCACUACUCGUUAUCAGUGGAUCAGUGAUAUUUUCAGCAAGAAAUAUAUCGAAGAGUCAGUGCUGGAUUAGCAAAAAAUCCGAGUUUAUGGACGAAAAUUCCAGAAAAAUUAGCUUUUUAUGAUUACAUUGGUAAGAAUCUGGCAAAAAGAGGAUUAUUCCGAGCGGGCUCAAUGGACAAUGGGAAUGGAAUAGCUAUUGGAUGGUUAGGACACCCUAUUUUUGGAGAUAAAGAAGGACGCGAGCUCUUAGUACGUCGUAUGCCUACUUCUUUUGAAACAUUUCCGGUAGUUUUGGUAGAUGGGGAUGGAAUUGUUAGAGCCGAUGUUCCUUUCACAAGGGCAGAAUCCAAGUAUAGUGUCGAUCAAGUAGAUAACUGUUGA